Messenger RNA from Kazachstania africana CBS 2517, 1155 nucleotides. RefSeq names its product tRNA-specific adenosine deaminase (gene TAD1). Gene Ontology annotation, biological process: tRNA wobble adenosine to inosine editing. The coding region runs from base 1 to 1155 and encodes 384 amino acids. Lineage: Eukaryota; Fungi; Ascomycota; Saccharomycetes; Saccharomycetales; Saccharomycetaceae. The transcript has a single exon. The record is from RefSeq and is a predicted model, not a curated record. Gene Ontology annotation, molecular function: RNA binding; tRNA-specific adenosine-37 deaminase activity.
AUGAACGAUUCUCUAGGUGAUGAAAUAGCCAAGUUAGUUUACGAAGAGUAUGACCAGUUGAAAGCAUCGAGUAAACCAGUUACACGUUCUAAUGGCACUAAGGAGUGGACUGUACUAGCAGCUGUAGUAGCUAUCAAUGAAAAUGCAGAUGAAAAAGAUCUUAAACUGAUAGCAAUAUCCACUGGGGUGAAAGCCAUGCCAAAUGCAAGGCUAGACAGGAGCUGUGGGAGGAUAUUACAUGAUUGCCAUGCUGAAAUCUUGGCUUUACGUGGAUUUAAUUUCGUUUUGCUAAAAAAUAUGCAAGAUCUUAAAAACAACGAGACUUCAUCAUUUCUUGAUAAAUCUGCGCAAGGAGGUAAAUUUAGAUGGAAAUCGAAGUGGAAGUUAGCUUUAUACGUUUCAAGGUUACCUUGUGGAGAUGCUAGUAUGGAUCAUCUAGAAGAUGCAUCGGAACUAGAUAUAGAAAUGAGUGAAGAUGAUCGGUUGCAAUAUAUCGAUCCAGGCAAGUCGAAAAUAUUGAGAGGCAGAAUGAAUUUCAAGAGAAAAGGUGCAGUACGGACGAAACCUGGGAGAUUAGAUUCUGAUAUUACGCUGUCAAAAUCGUGUUCUGAUAAAUUGUGUAUUAAACAAAUCACGUCUGCAUUAAAUAGUUUGACGUGGGAAUUGAUGGAGACACCAGUGUAUCUCAAAUAUUUGGUCAUACCAGAAUUAAAUGAUACUGACAAAAAAGCACUAAUUAGAUGUUUCCAUACGAGGCUUUGUUCGUCCCUAGACCUUAUAUCGAGGUUUCAGUUUCUAACCUACCAGGGAUCAUUUACUGAUGAUAAGACAAGUGAUAGUCAACUUCCGUCAGCGACGAGUUUUAUAAAAGUAUUCCCAAGUCAAGAGCAUACUAUUGAACAGGCCAUAUUAAAUGGUGUUAAAAAUGGGUUCUACACGAAACUGGAUAAGCCACUUAGACGGGGAUGCGAAUCCAUUUUAAGUAGAUAUUCUCAAUGGAAUUUGUAUAAAUCGCUGAAAUCCGAUGUCGAAAACGGAUUAUCAUACUUACAAUUCAAAGCUGAACAGGAACAGAGACGUGAUCUUGUCGAAAACGCAAAAAUAUGUCUCUCUCAUGGUUCCUGGAUAGCCACUUUAAAGGACGAUUGUAUAUAA